AUGCAACUAGCGUUUCUGGACUUUGAAGCCGCGUUCGACUCUCCUCACCGAGGUCGUCUUCUCAACGCGCUCCGCGCCGAUGGAGUACCAGGAAAGUUCGUUCGCUUGCUUGAUGACAUGAAUCAACAAACAACUGCUGCAGUUCGAACACUAGCCGGAUGUACAACACCGUUUGAAGUGGUAACUGGAGUAAGACAAGGGGCAGUGGCAGGACCUUUCCUGUUCAAUUUCGCAAUCGACGACAUUAUGCAAAGAACAGUCGAUCAGUGUCCUGCCGACAUUGUCUUAGCACCAUCAGGGUGCCCCUUGACUGACCUCGAGUACGCCGGCGAUGUUGUUAUAUUCGCGGAAAGCAGUACGAAACUUCAACAUGUUGUCAACCUUGUAUCGAAGCUGGCUGCAGCCUAUGGACUACGUCUACGCCCUGAUAAAUGCAAGCAGAUUGGAUCUCUUCGAGACCUGAAAACGGGAAUCAGGGUGAACGGACAACCGAUAGAACUCGUCGAUGAGUUCUGUUACCUAGGCUGUACGCUGAAGAACAAUGGCAGCUACGAGGGAGAUGUUCAGCAAAGAUGCGCUAAGGCCACUUCUGCAUUUAACUCCUUAACGAAAUGCCUGUGGUCGACCCCCAUCACCAACGAAGUCAAGCUGCGAGUCUACCUAUCCGCAAUUCGCCCCAACGUGAUGUACGUAGAACAAACAACAAAGAUCCUCUUCUGCCUUCCUUUUAUUUCGGAUGACAUGAUCAAUGCAGCGCGAGCAAGCUUACGACAGGCGGAUCUGCAAGACUCAGUCAGAGUGGUAGACAUGCCACCUGCGAACUUGUAG
Messenger RNA from Necator americanus (New World hookworm), 828 nucleotides. RefSeq lists its product as uncharacterized. The transcript has a single exon. The record is from RefSeq and is a predicted model, not a curated record. NCBI's taxonomy places the organism in Eukaryota, Metazoa, Nematoda, Chromadorea, Rhabditida, Ancylostomatidae. Bases 1 to 828 code for a protein of 275 amino acids.